This is a messenger RNA of Fusarium sp. VM40, 1563 nucleotides long. NCBI's taxonomy places the organism in Eukaryota, Fungi, Ascomycota, Sordariomycetes, Hypocreales, Nectriaceae. The record is from the annotation of a GenBank genome assembly.
AUGACAUCUAUCACCAUUCCCACUUUGGCGGCAGUGUUGCUUGUGGUAGCUGGCAUAUACGAGUUGAUAGUCAAACCAGCCUUCCUGUCACCACUUGCUAAAAUCCCGGCUCCCCAUUGGAGUUGUCAUGUCGCCCCCUUUUGGCUCUGGUGGGCAAAGCUCACCCACAAUGAGAACGAACUGGUUCUCAAGGGCCACAUGAGACAGGGGAAGGCUCUGCGACUCUCCCCAAGCCUUUUGAGCUUGAAUUGCUUCGAGGGCGGCUUGAAACAGAUUUACCUCGGAGGCUUUCCCAAGACUGAGUUCUACUGGCGAGGUUUUGCCAACUACAAUACACACAAUAUUUUCACAUUUGAGGACAAUGCUACUCAUUCCGCCCGCAAAAGAAUUAUAUCCGGAACCUUUUCGAAAUCCUUUAUUCUGUCCGAUGCGUCGAGCCGUGCAUCCAUGAAGAAAAUCUUGUUUGGGAGAUUUCUGCCGCUUAUUAAUGCAGCGGCAGAAUCCAACACAGCGAUCGAGGUCCUUGAGUUGCUCUACUCUUAUUCAAUGGACUCAUUCGUUACUUGGCAAUUCGGAAGCUCUCUCAGCAGCAACCUCAUUGAAGACGAGAAGGAGAGACGUCUCUAUCUCGACGGAUUCUCUGCCGCAGCUCCCUAUACUUUCUGGCAGUACGAAUUUCCACGCCUCAACACUUUGUUCAAAGCCAUCGGCCUCAUCCCCAGUAAGGUGGAUAGCGGUUUCCAUGAUAUAGAGAGAUGGAAUUUAGAGAAGUGCGACCAGGCACAAAAGCUCUUAACCCAGAAUCCGGAAAACAUCUCCGACGAGGAUAAGCCCGUGGUCAUGUCUCUGGCCCUCAAGGCCAUGAGUGAUCCUCUCUCCAAGCCAGGCGACUACCCCCAGCGGCUAGAAAUUGCCAGCGAUAUGUUUGCGCACAACUCAGCCGCCCAGGAAACCAGUGGAAACACUUUAACCUUCUGUUUAUAUGAAAUCUCCAAGCGUCCAGAACUUCAAGCCAAGCUGCGUCAAGAACUACUGACACUGGAACCGCCCUUGCAUUUUCCUCCGAAGCAGACCCAAGAUCAAGAAUGGACUUUGCCUACAGCUAAGUCUGUCGAUCAACUUCCCCUCCUCGAAGCUGUUAUCAUAGAGUCUCUGCGUUUGUACCCCUCCGUUCCCGGUGGCCAGCCUCGUAGGGUACCAAAGGCUUGCUCACUGGGGGGCUACGAUAACAUUCCACCGGGUACCACGGUCCAGUGUUACGCCUAUGUCCUUCACCAAACACCCGACGUGUUUCCGGAACCCGAUCAAUGGAAACCUGAGCGCUGGAUUGAUUCAUCGUCUGAGCAACUGAGCAUAAUGCGUCGAUGGUUUUGGGCGUUCGGAAGUGGUGGCAGGAUGUGCAUCGGUAGUAACUUUGCCUACUUCUCAAUGAAAAAUGUGGUUGCCGGUAUAUAUACCAACUACACAACCACAUUGGAUGAUUACGGGAGUAUGGAGCUGGAAGAUGCUUAUCUUGCGGGGCCCAAGGGUCACAAGUUGGAGCUGAAGUUCAAAAAGCUCUGA